This is a messenger RNA of Somion occarium, 2135 nucleotides long. NCBI's taxonomy places the organism in Eukaryota, Fungi, Basidiomycota, Agaricomycetes, Polyporales, Cerrenaceae. The record is from the annotation of a GenBank genome assembly.
ACGCUUGGUCCGCUUGGUGCAAGCAUGCAGAGUUCUUGGUAUUGUUCAACAAUCGUGUACUGGCGUAUACUAUAUUUAGUGACGUCGAUCACGAUCCGGGUUGCCGCGUCGAUCAAUCGGUCUUGUUGUCCAGGUUCCUAAUUGUGUUCCUCCAUUGACUUGGUAGUCGUUAUCUGCCCUUUGCUGUACCAUCCUCUGCUAUAACUUGAUGAACGCCGUGCAUAUGUAAGGUACGAACUUUGACGACCCGACGGCGGACUCCUAGAUUGGCUUGAGUCAUAGACCUGAGACAUUUCGUUAAUGCCUUGUGAAGCUGAAGUGUUAAACAUGCCAGACUUGCCCAUUUCAUUCUUUCAGGAACGUGAGCCAGUCGAAAGGGGUAUAUUAGAAACAGAGGAGAGGAUUCUCACAUACGCUCAAGAGCUGCUUGACCUCAAGUUUCGACUCAACCAAAUCCUACCCAUCUCUCGUCUACCGCCGGAGAUUCUGGCCCAUAUCUUCGAACACCUCGUUUGGAUCGUGUACCGCAAUUAUAGACAGUCGCAGAAGGAUCCCAGGCGUUAUGGCGACGUCUCCCCAUAUUCGUGGUUGCGAGUUACGCAUGUCUGCCGUCACUGGAGAGACGUCGCGAGGCAUUCGCCACCGCUCUGGACUCAGGUUAUUCUAAUGAACGCACCUUGUGUCCAAGAGCUGCUCACCAAUUCUAAAGGACUCCCCAUCUCGGUCGAACAUGGCCGGGAUUCUGAAUCUCUUACAGCUCAGGAGUCACUCAGUGUAGUCCUUGAGAAUAUGCCGAGAGUCAAGCAGCUGAAAUUGACGUUCUCAAGACGACCAUACCGAGCACUCUCCCUGCUUCCAUCAUUGCACGCACCCAUCCUUCGCAACUUGACUAUCAUCACUAGCAUAACGGGGGAUGCCCUUCCACCUGUCUUCCAGCAGUCAGGUUUAGCCAACCUACCUCAUCUAGAAUCGCUUGAGUGCUCCGGAUAUCCUUUCCUCUCCGCACGAAUGUUGUUUCGUUCGACGUUGCGGCGGUUGAGUCUGUUACCCUGUCGGGCUCCGCCUUCCCCUGCUCAAUUAUUAGAAAGUUUGAGUGGCCUACCGCUCCUCGAAAGUUUGAACCUCGACCUUCUCUUCCCCAUGCCUGCCUUCGGAUCAACUCAGAGCUACGCGGAGUGGUUUAAUAGCGGUUCCCAGUCACAACAAACUGUCGCUCUUCCUCAUCUCAAGAAUCUCGUAUUAUCCGAGGCAAGCUCGGGAAUGGCUUCAGUGAAGCUGUUGGACCAGCUUCGUGUCCCACCAUGGACGAACAUCAGUUUGGAAUUCGAGAAGAUGUGUGCACACGAGGAUGAACUUCGUCAAAUUAUCCCGCCGCUUGGUGCAAAAGUUGCUUCGGUAUAUCCUGGCCAUGGCUUUAAGACGAUGGCAUUGUAUACCGUCUGGUCACCUGCGUCCAGUAUACAACCACGAAGGAUCAAAUAUGCCGUCGACCUAUGGGAUGAUUUGGUCCCUGUUCAGAGUCUUCACAAUCGGGACGGUCCUCCGCCGAACUUUACUUUGAGGAUACCCAAAAGGUACCAACACACUAUCCUUGAGCUAUUCUGCUCUCCAUUGCAUCUCUCCUUCCUGCAGACAUUAUACGUGGAGAAGGUCGCUCUUAUGUCUCCCCUAUGGGCGAGGGUGCUGGCACAAAUGGCACAGGUCACGACAUUGGCUUGUCAGGGGAACUUCCUCGGAUCUUUGGGAACAGUACUCUCGUCGCCCCCAGUGGAACGUGGACGUUCCUCGUGCGAUUGUGACCUGCUGCCGAGACUGAAGGACCUCCAUUUCUUAGAUAUAUGCUUCCAUGAACCUUACGAUGGCGAUUCCAAGAUUACUCUGUUCCGGCGCAUACUGGACUCCUUGGAAGUUCGCAGAGAUAGAGGCCUUCCUAUCGCCAAGGUGGUGAUUAAACAGGCAUAUGAUCUUACGGCUGACGAUGUGGAGUCGUUGGGGGUGUUUGUGGGAGAAAUGGACUGGGAUGGGGCAGAAUUCGACUGAAGGAUGGUCGGUUGAGGCAACUUAACGUGGCUUCCUUCUGAAUGAAAUGCUAUUUUACUUUGAGCUGUAGCCAUAUGAUAAAAUGUAACGAUUAC